AAGAACCUAUAGAGAAAGUGGCCCAGUUAAUGUCUAAUAGAAUAUCUCGUGUGGAAACUUGGACCGGAACCGGAAAACAACCAAUUAACGAUAAAUACCAUACAACUCACGUCAACGAUCACUACGAAACCAACAGCAAUAGCAAAUCAAAUAGUCAUAACAAUACGGACAGUGAGUUCCAUCCGCCUAAAGUUUCAGGAAUAAUACCAACCAUGACAUAUAUCCUAAAUAACAACUCCACCAAGGGAGAAGCCACUAUAGAAGCAUUAACUUAUUUCAAGGAUUUAAUUCUCGAAGAAGUUGAUUUCCUCAGUUUAUUAUCGUUUGACAAUAAGCAUCUUUCUCAGUUAUGUUUUGCGGUAGGAAACUGGUCAUUCCCAGCCCAUGAAUUAUCCAAUGAUGAUUUGGUGUAUUGUGCAUAUUUAAUGUUGAAUUAUGCCUUGAAACAAUUGGGACCAGUGGAGGAUUUGCACAUACCUGACCAAAAUGAAUUAUUAUGUUUUAUAUUCAUGGUUCGAGACACAUACAAAAAUGGCAAUCCAUUUCAUAACUUCCGCCAUGCCGUGGAUGUAGUUCAAGCCUGUUUCCAUUUCCUCGUACGACUUGGAUGCUUGCCUGAAUUCAAACAGUUGAAUCUUGACCCAGAAAAUAGCCAAGUAAAUGACAAGACUGAUGUGAGUGCUGAGUUGAGUAAAACUGACCGCCAUUUGAAAAUUGUUUCUAGCGAAUCUGAUCAUUUGAACCCAUUGCAAACAUUGGGGUUGUUGACCGCAGCAUUGGGGCAUGAUGUGGGACACCCCGGGGUAACUAAUGCAUUUAUGAUUAAGAAUGGUGCACCCACCUCAUUAAUAUUCAAUGACCGUUCUGUAUUGGAGUCAUACCAUUCAUCGGUGUUUAUAAAUAAGAUUUUGGCGGUUAAUUGGAAUAGUUUAUUGAGUGCCAAGACCGAUCGUGAUUCCGGGUUGACGGUGCGGGAAUUAAUCAUAUCAUCAAUACUAGCCACCGACAUGGGCGAGCAUUUUGAGUACAUUAACAAGUUAAAGAAUUUGAAGUCUCAUGAUGAGUUUAUCAAUUACAAUAAUAAGGUGAAGCUAAUUUCGUCAUUGUUGAUUAAAUGUGCUGAUAUUUCCAAUGUCACUCGUCCAUUGCGAGUGUCUGCGCAAUGGGCCAUGGUUUUAGCCCGCGAAUUUGAAGAAGUUGCUGUAUUGGAUGCGAAAUUGAAUGACGGGAAACAAAUUGAUAUCAAUCAAGAUAUAACUUAUGAACCGAUCCCUCAUGAUUUGCAAGAUAUCUUGCGUGAGAAUCCAAAUUUACACAAGGGGCAAAUCUUUUUCAUCAAUACGUUUGCCGAGAAUUUAUUUAAUAGCGUAGCGGACUUGUUACCAGAAAUGAAAUACGCCUGUGACAUAAUUCAGGAGAAUAAGGGAUUUUGGUUGGUUAGAGAUAAACAAAUUGGUUAAUGUGUUUUUAGGUAUACUUUUAUAUAUAGCAUUUAUAGAGUUUUAACAUGUAUU
Messenger RNA from Spathaspora passalidarum NRRL Y-27907, 1514 nucleotides. It is a transcript of the gene PDE2, whose product is annotated as 3',5'-cyclic-nucleotide phosphodiesterase. Bases 30 to 1460 code for a protein of 476 amino acids. Lineage: Eukaryota; Fungi; Ascomycota; Pichiomycetes; Serinales; Debaryomycetaceae. The transcript has a single exon. Gene Ontology annotation, molecular function: 3',5'-cyclic-nucleotide phosphodiesterase activity. Gene Ontology annotation, biological process: signal transduction. The record is from RefSeq and is a predicted model, not a curated record.